Messenger RNA from Eleginops maclovinus (Patagonian blennie), 3855 nucleotides. RefSeq names its product protein Dok-7-like. Bases 104 to 2719 code for a protein of 871 amino acids. Gene Ontology annotation, molecular function: protein kinase binding. The record is from RefSeq and is a predicted model, not a curated record. The transcript has 13 exons. Lineage: Eukaryota; Metazoa; Chordata; Actinopteri; Perciformes; Eleginopidae. Gene Ontology annotation, biological process: positive regulation of protein tyrosine kinase activity; neuromuscular junction development.
UGCUGGGGGGAGUGUGUGCCCCUCCAGCAGGGAGAGCAGCUAUUUUGAAAGUGACCCUUCAUUCAGGCAGCGACCGUGCAGCUGUCAGGAACCAUGACUGAAGAUGACGGAUUCUGUUGUCGUGGAGGGAUAUGCCAGACUCAGAGAUGGAAAAAAGUGGAAAACUAGGUGGCUCGUUCUUCGCAAGCCGUCGCCUGUAGCAGACUGCCUAGUGCUGCUGGUUUUUAAAGACAAAUCCGACAAAGCUCAGGGCAACAAGGAGAGGGCGAGUGUCACCUUGGAGGAGAUCUGCGGAGUGGAAGCGGGACAGUGGUUUGAAGGUGUGGCUUUCACCAUCACCAUCCUCUGCCUGAACCAGACUGCUCUACUGGGCUUUGACAGCAAGGAGGCCCUGCAGGCGUGGGACGCCCGCCUACGAUACAGCCUCGGAGAAGUCCACAGAUUCAGUGUUGGAGUCUUACCAGGGACCAAGCUGGAGAGCGGGCCUGCGACUCUUCAUCUGUGCAACAACCUCCUGGCUUUAGCCCGGGACGUCCCGCCUGCUAUCAUCGGCCACUGGAACCUUCCAGACCUGCGCAGAUAUGGACCCGUACCCAACGGAUUUGUGUUCGAGGGAGGGACGAGAUGUGGAUACUGGGCCGGUGUGUUCCUGCUCGCCUCUGCUGAGAGCGAGCAGAUCAGCUUUCUAUUCGACUGCAUCGUCAGAGGCAUCUCCCCCACCAGAGGCCCGUUUGGACUGCGGCCAGUCCUGCCAGACCCCAGUGGCAGUCAGGCGAAUUCGGAGGAGAAGUUAAACCAUGAGGCCCAGGAGCUGGAGAAACGGCUGAGCAUGCUCUCUCACCGGAGCAGCACAGCAGUGUCGUACUGCGCGUCUGCCGGGGGGGACGACCGCAGCAUAUCCGGUUCCUCGGACGCGUCAGACACCAGCCAAUCAGACUGCAGCAUCAACAGCCGGAUGGCCAUUUGGACAGAGCCGUCCUCCGUCCCGACUGACAGCGUUGGCCACGCGGGAUCUAAACUGGCAUUACAGAGCAUCGAGAAGCUCUCCGUCAACCAGGGGGGUGUGAGCCGGCCCGCCACCAAGCCCCCCCGGCAGCUCCAGGAGAUCGGCCGGCAGAGCUCCUCCGACAGCGGCAUCGCCACCGGCAGCCACUCCUCCUACUCCGGGAGUUUCUCCUCCUACACAGGCAGCCUGGACAUCGCCCCCGGGGAGGACUUCGGCUCUGUUUUCAGCCUGCCUCCCCACCUGGCUCAAGACCUGAGCCCCUGUACUUGCACCACGGCCAUACCAACCGGACCAUACCAAACCCCUUCAUCUCUGAGGUAUCUGUACGACAGCCCCAGGAGUGUAUUACAGGAGGGGAGUGGGGGGGCCAAAGACAAUGAGCCCUCCAUGCUGACUAAGGACACUCCUGCCUCUCAGGGCCUCACAGACUCAGCUCAGGGGGGUGAAAGCAGCACCCUGACCUCUGAGGGUCACUCAGAAGCCCCUGACACACAGUCAGCCAGUGAACAGAUAGACGGCCCCUCGGAGGAGGGUAGGAACACCAAGGGGACGCCCACCAGUGACACAGCCGCCCCCAAAACCAUUGUGACAAUCUGCUCCGUUUGUGGCGGAUUUAAGGGAACCCAGUACAUCCCUGUUAGUGGUUCAGCGGUGCCUGCCAUACCAGCAGAUCAAAGUGUUGACAAAUCACUAUGCAGUGAACGCACACGCGCUGCGAGGGAAAGUCUGGAUAAACGCUGUGCCUCUCCUGGCUCUGGAAGCAUCCGCAGCUCGGCAUUGAGGACGAGCAAGGAGGCACCGCUGCCAAGAAAGGGAAGAGAGAAACUAGCCAGUCUGCUCGCUGAGCUGUUAGGCUUUCCAAGCUCAGAGAGGCAGCCGGAGGCCACGACUAACAGCCUGAACCUGUAUGAGUCGAUGAGCCCUAGAUUUGGAAAUGAGCUCAAAUGGGCCCCAACUGGUCCCUGUGUCCCGGUACAAGAUCCAGACAAGAGAGAGGCCAUCUAUGAAAACUGUUUCAAGUGUCGAGCAGACCACUGCCACCCUCCUCCACGGGUCACGCCUGCUGAAAUGUUCCCAAAAAGGAGCAUUUUAACUUCUCAAACGUUUCCAACCGGCCUGCACCUGAAGAGAAGCCAACAGGAAGCAGCUGCUGAUGAGGAAGCGCUCCAUCAGGCUCCCAGCGUCCGAUCACACAGUCAGCCUACAGAGAUACAGGUUCCCCAAGUGGCCAGUGAAGACAAAAGGCUUAACAGCAAAGAGGAGCGCCGCAGAGCUGAUCCUGCUUAUGAGCUCAUGGAGAGCCGGGCGCAGGAGAGGAGCUCUGAGGCAGAAGAGAAAAGCAAGUACGAGCUGAUGGGCAGCUACGGUCAGCAGAGGCUGCUGCACGAGACAGAAGGUGCCGUGUUUGUUUUCCCCCCCGAGGCAGCGCUUCCUGAAAGGCUUCGCAGUGAAGGUGUGACAUAUGUCAAUAUUCCCGUUAGUCCCACCUCCAAGAAGCAGCUCAACUACAUGGAGCUGGAGCUGCAGGAGCCGGGCCCCGGCCUCCGAGGGACUGUCACACACCUCCCCCCUCAGAGAAAGUCCUCCAGCAAGUAUGCUCAGAUUGACAUCACGGCCACAGAGACGGCUCACAAAGUGGGAACGCAGCACGCGCUGGGCCGGCAGGAGGGCCUGCACACACUGGAGCUCAGGAGGAAGGGGACACCACAUUGAUUUCUUCAUCACUCAGCGGUUGAUCCCAGAAGAGCUUCUUCUGCCCAAGACCAGCAAACCACAUCAAACUCUAAAGUCUGCAGAUCCUCCAAGGUUUACUGUGGAAAUGUAUUCUCUGUUCUGUCCCUGGGAGCCCCUUCAUCCACUCUACACAUCAUGUACAAUGUCCAUUUUCCUAGAAUUACACCUGCCUGUCACAGAGCAUCUUGAGCCUGUUUUUUUGCUGCAGCAACUUUUCAAUAUACUCUCAUUGUGGACUAAGCGUCUCAUUAGACGGUGUCGUGACGUUCCCGGAGCCUCAGGAUACCUUUGGGAGAUGUGCCUUUAUAAGCUGAGUCACAGGCCCCCAUAAUUCCUAACUCAGGACAUCCCUAAUAACAUGCUGUUUUUGUUUUUUAGAAAGAGGCAGAGUGUUGUUGAGUAAAACCACAUCACAUAUUCGUCAUAGUCAGGGAAACUUUGCGUCUGCAUAAUACAUCGUGCAGGGUGACAAACAAUUAGUGUGUAUCAGAGGAACAGAAUCUCAAAGCUGCUUUUGUUUUUCUCUCUGCUUCACACUUAUAUGGAGUAGGAUUUACUCAUAAGUGAUGCAGUGUAGAGAAGCCGGUAAAAUCACUCUACACUAAAUGAAUCCCAGAAUACUGUGUCUCUGCCAUUAUUGGUCAAAGUUAUUACAAAUGUUACAAACUAUUUUUUACUCUGACGUGGUUGAAAUCAUAUUAUUAUUAUUCCUAAUUUUGUGUGCGCACAUAGGCAAUUUGCUGACAUUUCUAAUAAAAAACAAGAUAUAUAGAAUGUGUUUGUAGAUUUAUUUAGUCUCCUGAUUACAGCUGUUUUGAUAUCUGUAAAUACACUUUCUUUCCAUUCUGGUGAUGUGGAUUGUUCUAAAAUAUACAUGUAAAGACAUAAUGUAUGUACAGAAAAGAUCUAUGAAAAGAGUUCAAGGACAGUGCUUUCUUCCUAAGGCACUAUAUCUUUCUUGUAAUACUAUUUUAUUCUUGUAAAUUAUUUAAAACAAACGGCUUUGAUGUGAGCGUUCAGUUUUUCUGUAGCUACAGCAGAUCAUAUACGGGACGUUUCCCCCAUGUACAGUUGUAAACCUGUUUGGUACAAUAUUAUAAAAAGCAGCCUAUGAA